Messenger RNA from Acomys russatus (golden spiny mouse), 2330 nucleotides. RefSeq names its product transcription factor EB (gene Tfeb). Bases 201 to 1640 code for a protein of 479 amino acids. Gene Ontology annotation, biological process: regulation of transcription by RNA polymerase II; humoral immune response; positive regulation of DNA-templated transcription. Gene Ontology annotation, molecular function: DNA-binding transcription factor activity, RNA polymerase II-specific; protein dimerization activity; RNA polymerase II cis-regulatory region sequence-specific DNA binding. The record is from RefSeq and is a predicted model, not a curated record. Lineage: Eukaryota; Metazoa; Chordata; Mammalia; Rodentia; Muridae. Gene Ontology annotation, cellular component: nucleus. The transcript has 9 exons.
CGGCGACGGCGCCGACGGCGGCGGGAAGGGCGGACGGGGCGGGCCUGGCUGGUGGCGCGUAGCCCGAGGAGCCCGACAACGGGCGGCGGGCGAAGCUCGGGGGCCGGGCACCCGAACUUGGGACAACUUGCCGGAACCGCAGGGCGCCGGCGGCGGACAGAUUGACCUUCAGAGAGAGGGAGGCCGAACCAGCCGCUGCCAUGGCAUCGCGCAUCGGGCUGCGUAUGCAGCUCAUGCGGGAGCAGGCGCAGCAGGAGGAGCAGCGGGAACGCAUGCAGCAGCAAGCCGUCAUGCAUUACAUGCAACAGCAGCAGCAGCAGCAGCAGCAGCAGCUGGGAGGGCCACCCACCCCAGCCAUCAACACCCCAGUCCACUUCCAGUCGCCACCACCUGUGCCUGGGGAGGUGCUGAAGGUGCAGUCCUAUCUGGAGAACCCCACCUCCUACCACCUGCAGCAGUCGCAGCACCAGAAGGUUCGGGAGUACCUGUCCGAGACCUACGGGAACAAGUUUGCUGCCCACGUCAGCCCAGCCCAAGGCUCCCCGAAGCCUCCACCAGCCGCAUCCCCCGGGGUGCGAGCUGGACACGUACUGCCCACCUCGGCUGGCAACAGUGCCCCCAACAGUCCAAUGGCCAUGCUGCACAUCAGCUCCAAUCCUGAGAAAGAGUUUGAUGACGUCAUCGACAACAUUAUGCGCUUGGACAACGUGCUGGGCUACAUCAACCCUGAAAUGCAGAUGCCUAACACGUUACCCCUGUCCAGCAGCCACCUGAAUGUAUACAGCGGUGACCCCCAGGUCACAGCCUCCCUGGUAGGUGUCACCAGCAGCUCCUGCCCUGCCGACCUGACCCAGAAGAGAGAGCUCACAGAUGCUGAGAGCCGCGCCCUGGCCAAGGAGCGACAGAAGAAAGACAAUCAUAACCUAAUUGAGAGGAGGCGCAGGUUCAACAUCAAUGACCGAAUCAAGGAGCUGGGAAUGCUGAUCCCCAAGGCCAAUGACCUGGAUGUGCGCUGGAACAAGGGCACCAUCCUCAAGGCCUCUGUGGACUACAUCCGGAGGAUGCAGAAGGACCUGCAGAAGUCCCGAGAGCUGGAGAACCACUCUCGGCGCCUGGAGAUGACCAACAAACAGCUCUGGCUCCGCAUCCAGGAGCUGGAGAUGCAGGCGCGAGUACACGGCCUUCCCACCACCUCACCGUCCGGUGUGAACAUGGCUGAGCUGGCCCAGCAGGUGGUGAAACAAGAGCUGCCCAGCGAAGAUGGCCAGGGGGAGGCCCUGAUGCUGGGGCCUGAGGUCCCCGAGGUCCCUGACCCUGAGCCGAUGCCGCCUCUCCCUCCCCAGGCCCCGAUGCCCGCAGCCGCCCAGCCACAGUCUCCAUUUCACCACCUGGACUUCAGCCAUGGCCUGAGCUUUGGGGGUGGGGGCGAUGAGGGCCCCACAGGAUACCCUGACCCCCUGGGAACGGAGCAUGACUCCCCAUUCCCCAACCUGUCCAAGAGGGAUCUGGACUUGAUGCUUUUAGACGACUCCCUGCUCCCCCUAGCCUCCGACCCCCUCUUCUCCACCAUGUCCCCUGAGGCCUCCAAGGCCAGCAGCCGUCGGAGCAGCUUCAGCAUGGAAGAGGGUGACGUUCUGUGACGCUGGCUGCCCCUGUGCCAAGGAGCAGGGGCUGCCUGGGGGCUGGGAGGACGGGACAGAGCCCUCCCAUCCCUCAGGCUGCACUCGGUGUGACGUAGCUGCCUACCUUGCCUCUUCUCCUUCCCCUUGGUUGGCCCCCUGUUUGGACUUAGUGCCUGCCUGGUAGCCGGUGGGGCAGGAGAAGCCCUCCCAUCCGGCUUAGGGCCCCCCCUCUUCUGGGGGGCAGUACUAUGAAUUGUGAUGGGGAAGAACAAGGGUGAAGUGGAUGAGAAAUAAGAAAAAAGCCUGGCAGGGGAGGCCGUCUCUUCUGAGCCUGGGCCCUCCCUUGAAGGACAUUUUGGAUUAGGAGGUACAAGAAGUACCCCUGAGGCAGCAGCUGGUCUCGGGGUGCCCAGGCCUGCCUUCCUGGGACUAGAUGGCACCCAGCCUGUCCUCCAGCCUGAUACUUCCCCCACAGGUUGGGCACCCACCCCCCUUUGGUGCUAACAGCUCUCCCUGGUGGUAUGAGGGUGGGGUGGCCAGAAGAGGAGUCUGGGUUCAGGGUGGAGAGCACCCCCACCUCCGGACCUCCCACUUUGUGCCUUUAGUAAACACUGUGCUUUGUACAAUGGUGUCCUGACUCUGCGGUGCGGCCUCAGCCUACAACAGUGGGGAACCAGCCCAGUGGGCCCCUUCCUGGAUUCAGAGUUC